This is a messenger RNA of Adineta ricciae, 1317 nucleotides long. The record is from the annotation of a GenBank genome assembly. NCBI's taxonomy places the organism in Eukaryota, Metazoa, Rotifera, Eurotatoria, Adinetida, Adinetidae.
AUGAAUUGUUCGGAAAGAGAAGAAAUUGCACGGCAAAUUGAAUUAUAUACCUAUCCUGUUCUACUUGGUUUGGGAACCAUCGGAAAUCUUCUAUCGCUAGUCGUGCUUGUACAAAUGCGUCAACAUAGUGUCUAUCGAUAUUUAACAUUUAUGUCGAUUGCUGAUACAAUCGGUCUGUAUAUUGGUUUGUUACGUGAAUUACUUCUAUCAUCGAAUCUUCGUAUACAUAUUCAAGGAACAUUAUUGUGUAAAUUACAUGUUUUCUUUUUCUAUAACACACUUCAUUUGUCCUCCUGGUUUCGUUGUUGUCUUAAUUUGGAUCGUUACGUUGCUGUGAAAUUUCCUAUUUUCACUUCGAAAUGGUGCCGCACGCGACAAGCGACAAUCAAUUCAAGCAUUGUACUCGCCGUGUUUUCCCUAUCGAAUAUUCAUCUGCUGAUAUUCGUUCAAGGUGAAGAUAGCUAUGUUCAUAAUUCGAAUCGUUCAACAGUAAAUCCAUUCCAAUAUCAACAAUGUUAUCUUCAUGAAGAUUAUGUGUACUUUUUCGAACGAAUCUACACAUGGAUCGAUAUGUUUCUUGUGACGAUCAUCCCGUUCGUCUUUAUUAUCCUUUGUAAUCUAACAGUGAUCAAUCGUGUGUUUCUUGUUUCAAAUUCAAGUAAAAAAAGUGAUUUAGUCAGUCGAUCGAAAGCCACGAAUCGUCUACGUUCACUUUGUCUAAUGAUGAUCUGCUCGUCAUUCGUUUUCGUUGCGACGACUUUACCUGUGACUGCAUUUAUCAUUGAUCUUCUAUCAAAUAAGGUUUCGAUCGACUUAAUACGUUGCCGACGCAUCCAAUGGACAAUUUAUAACAUUCUAAUGUAUUUUAACUAUGCAAGUAUAUUAAGUUAUUGUAUAUCAGGCACGGAAUUUCGUCAUGUGUUGAUGAAAACGAUUCAUUUCCGAACAAAGGCAAGUUUAGUUUCAAUUCUACAUACUGAUAUGAUGAAUGCGGCUAAUCAACGUCGAACAUCAACACCUCAACAAUCGCAUCGAAUAUUUACCGAUCAGGACGACAAACAACGCUAUCGUUCGGUGUCUAUCAGUAUUAUACCAGUGAUGAAGAUUAACAAAGAUCAAAGUUUAGUUAAAUUGAAUUAUAGUAACACAAAAUAUCUAGAUAUUCAACCACCAAAUUAUCAGAGACAUUACCGACAUUCAUGUACAAGUCAAACGAAUUGUGGUGGAUUGACACCGUCAUCAACAAUGCACAAUCCACGAGAAACCGGGUGGCGAUCAAGUUUUCUCUUGAACGAUCAUGCGAAUAAUGAAAAAUAA